CCUCCGCGCUUUCCGUCCUGACAGCUGACAGCAGAGUGCAGAGUUCAAACCAAACAGGCUGUUUGUAGAAGUGCAACCUCAGAUUAAAUCCGUUUUUAAAUCUUAAAUAUGCACAGGUUAAAGAUCAUUUCUGGCCACUUGUCCCCCGCUGGUUCCUCCACACGUGUGCGGAGGUCGCAGUGCGGGUCUGCCGGCAGCAGCAGCCCGGAGGACGUGGUGGUGGUUCAUGGACGGAGGACGGCCGUCGGGAAGGCGAAGAGAGGAGCGUUUAAGGACACGACGCCUGACGAGCUGCUGAGUGCGGUGAUGACAGCUGUGCUCACAGAUGUUGGACUUUCAGCCGACAAGCUGGGGGACGUUUGUGUCGGUAAUGUGUUGCAGCCCGGUGCCGGUGCUCUGAUGGCCAGGGUGGCUCACUUCCUCAGUGGGUUUCCAGAGACGGUACCCUGCUACACCACCAACAGACAGUGCUCCUCUGGACUGCAGGCUCUGUUCAACAUCGCAGGAGCCAUCAGGAGCAGAUCCAUUGACCUGGGCCUCGCCUGUGGCGUGGAGAGCAUGUCUCUGCGUGAGCUAGGAAAUCCAGGAGAUUUGAGCUCCAGGCUGACCGACAUCGACAAAGCCAGAGACUGCAUCAUCCCGAUGGGCAUCACCUCAGAGAACGUCGCAGAGAGAUUCGGGAUCUCCAGAGAAAAGCAGGACGCCUUCGCUCUCAGUUCUCAGCAAAAAGCGGCCCGGGCGCAGAGCUCCGGUCUGUUCGAGCAGGAGAUCGUUCCCGUCACCACCAGGUUUGAGGACAACGAGGGCAAGGAGCGCCAGGUGACGGUCGCCAAGGACGACGGCAUCAGAGCGGGAACGACUCUGGCGGGACUGAACAAACUGCGGCCGGCCUUCAAACCGGACGGCAGCACCACAGCAGGUAACUCCAGCCAGGUGAGCGACGGGGCGGCGGCCGUGCUGAUUGGUCGCAGGUCUGCGGUCGAGGCUCUGGGUCUGCCGGUCCUGGGGGUCCUGAGGGCCAGUGCGGUGGUGGGGGUCCCUCCGGAUGUCAUGGGUAUCGGACCGGCAUUCGCCAUCCCUGCAGCUCUGGAGCAGGCUGGACUGACUGUGGACGAUAUCGACGUGUUUGAAAUCAACGAGGCCUUUGCCAGUCAGGCGGUGUACUGCGUGGAGAAGCUGGGGAUCCCUCUGGAGAAGGUGAACCCUAACGGGGGAGCCAUCGCUCUGGGUCACCCUCUGGGCUGCACCGGAGCUCGACAGGUGGUGACGCUGCUCAACGAGCUCCGACGCCGAGGAAGGAGGGCGUACGGCGUUGUGUCCAUGUGCAUCGGGACCGGGAUGGGAGCGGCUGCUGUGUUUGAAUACCCGGGACCAUAAGAGCCUAAUCAAGACUCUGUCACUGUGAUUAAAAGCCCCUUUCAGACACGACAGGUAAAAUGGUUAAGACCUCAUAAUGUUUUCUGUACGGUUCAGGUGUGAGUAGUUACAUCACCUGGAAUUUGACACAUAAGAUCAUAAUGUUUAAACAGCAUGGAGACCAAUUACAACAGUAUUUGACAAUGUUUCUGCAGGAUACCAGUUACUCAAAAGGCAGAAUGAGUAUGAUUUUCCUAAAAAAAAAGCAAAAAAAACAAUGUAUAACAAUCCCUCUCAAUCACCAUAUAGUCUAGCAUUUAAAGUAUCAAUUACUAGUCUUUCGUAAUUGGCCGCCGUGCUGUUUAAACAUCAUGAUUUUAUAUGUACGAUUGCAUGUUACCUGAGCCGUUAGGAAAAUGUCUUGAACCUCUUAUUGUGGAUGUUUAUGCGGUAAACAUCUCUGAACUAAUAGGCAAAGUACAUAACUAAAUAAUGGACCUGCUAUUGGAAGAGUGACAAAAUCAAAAAGUCGUAACUUUUCAGACUACUAAGCUCAGCAGAGUGACGGGUUCCACGUCUGAAAGGGGCUACAGAGAGAUUUAACAUCCACCUUUAAACUAACGCUGCACUUUAGAUGUUAAUACUCGUAUAGAAGAUAAAGUUCAUAUAGCACCUGAUUAAGUGCCUUUGAUUUCAUGUUGCUGAUCGAGCCACUUGCGUUAAUUCUUCAAUUUAAAAAAACAGGUAAAUGUUGAAGGAAGGCGCAGAGACAAAAGGUUUCAACUGUGUUUUUCUGUAAACCGUCAAACCAACAAUGUAAAGAAAUCCAACAACCUUCUUUUUACGCAGACGUGCUGUCAUUUGGAAAAUAAUGGCUUGAAUGAAGCGUAGAUCACGGUUUGUGUAUCACCAUUCCAAAUGAAACGCACCAUUUAAUAUUUGGCUUCAAAAAUCAGGAAUUAAUGUGUGAAGAUACGGAGUUAUAUUUCCUGUUUGAGGAUGAUAUGAAUAGAUUAUGUUUUGUCAAAUCUAAAACUGUAAUUAUGUUUGUAAAUGAGUUUGAUCGUCAGAUAACGGGCCUCAUGCAAGAACAUAUUCAUAUCCUAAACCUCCUAUGAGCCUUCCGAGUCAAAUUCAACAAACUUUGACUGGAUGAACUUGUUUCAGCCGGAUUAACACGACCCGUUAAUGAGGAGGUGUGCGUCCCCGUCAACAUGACCUACACCCAUGAAAUGGACGUAUUAAAGCUGCGUGUUACUCUCCAUUUGCGGAAAGUUUUAUUCACAAGGAUAUGUGAGUAAAUAGAAAAGAAAAGAAAAAAAUCAAACUGCAUAGUUUCAAAUCUGAUGAUGGAAAUCCACAGAGGAAAGGACAAAUGUGUCAUCGCCAGCUGUUUUAUUCAAGGCUUUGUUAUUCAACUUUUGAUGUGAUCCUUAUAAAUGUUUACUUAAUAUCUGACACAUUGAAAUAACAACUGUUACUAUUAAAUCUAACUACUGAAAAAUCUGGGAAUGAAAAAAAAUAAAAAUCUUAAACCACUCAAACGUCAUUCUACUUGUUCUAGCAUGAGGCUCAGACUAUCACUGCUAUUUUCUACAAUGACUUUUAAAUAACUGUACUGAUUUUUAUACGUGUAAAAAAUAAAACAUUUCAACAUGA
Molecule: messenger RNA, 3015 nt
Organism: Anoplopoma fimbria (sablefish)
Lineage: Eukaryota; Metazoa; Chordata; Actinopteri; Perciformes; Anoplopomatidae
Gene: acaa1
Product: acetyl-CoA acyltransferase 1
Exons: 12
Coding region: 109-1377 (422 amino acids)
Biological process (GO): fatty acid beta-oxidation; phenylacetate catabolic process
Cellular component (GO): peroxisome
Molecular function (GO): acetyl-CoA C-acyltransferase activity
Source: RefSeq, a predicted model, not a curated record